Molecule: messenger RNA, 1927 nt
Organism: Megalopta genalis
Lineage: Eukaryota; Metazoa; Arthropoda; Insecta; Hymenoptera; Halictidae
Source: RefSeq, a predicted model, not a curated record
AGCCAAUGAGUGGACUAGAUUUCGUCUACUCGUUGGCUCGGCCGCCUCGCGUCAGCGAAGCCCGCCUUUCAUUGCUUAAUGUUUUUCGUUAAUAAUUCCAAAAUAAAGCCGCGGAUUGCGUUUUCAUUUUCAUAUUGACAGGAAUGGCGUGGUAAAUUCGAAUUUCAUAAAAUCUUAUCUCACAUUAAAUUGAACACAUUGUUAUCAAGAUAUCACGGAAAAAUGAAGUUUUAAAAUUUUACGAAACAAUUUUAAAAAAGAUUAUGUACAUUUUUAUAUUUAUACGUAGAAUACGCAAAUAUACGUAGAAAAGUAUUAGGGAUAGUCCAUUUCCGGAUUGAGAGAUAUUGUUUAGACACCCUGUAUAUGUGCACAUUAAAGUAAAUGUAGAAAAAUUGUAAAUCUAUCGGAUUAAACAAAACUUGAACAUACAAUAUGUAUGUCUUAAAUAUGAUAAAUCUUCUAAUUUAAAAGCAGUUUUUAAUUAUAUGUCUUAACCUAAAUGGUAAACCAAAAAAACAUAACCAAAAAAAUGCUAAAUGAUAAGUGCAAUCAAAAUAAUACAGAAAUUAAUACUACAAAUAGUAGUGUUCAUAAGCUGAAUGCAGAUUGCCUAAUGCUCAUAUUUCUUUACUUGCCAAUUAUAGAUAGAAUUAGAAUAGAAAGAGUAUGCAAACAAUGGAAGGAAGCAAGUCAAAAAGCAUGGCACAAUAUCAAAAAUUUAGAUCUACAAAAUUAUAGCUGGGGCUUUGCAUCUGAAACCAGUAUAAAGCAAAUCAAUACGAUUAUUCUUCAAAAAGUACUUUCACGAUGUGGCAAAUUUUUGAAAGAGAUACAUUUAGCAAAAAUAUUUUGCGAAGGCAAAGAAAGUGCUUUAUCUAUUAUUGGCAACUUAUGUCCUAAUUUACAGGUCAUUAAUGUCAGUUGCUUACAAAUGUCUUUAACAGGCAUCGAAUCAUUAACAAAUAAUUGUCAUAACAUAAGAAAGCUCACUUUAGAUUGUAUAUAUCUUUUUGAUACAGAUUUGGAAAAAUUAUUUAAAGCAAAUCAAAAGUUACAGUAUCUCAAAUUAGUUGAUAAUAAAAUAUCUGGCAAGUGCUUAUUAUAUUUAUCAUCAGGAUGUCAUUGUAGAAGCAAUUAAAAAACUAAGGAACUUAAAGAUUAUAAUAAUUAAAGAUUGCUUUGACAUUUGGAAAAAGACCACUGAAGCUAUUAGUAAAUAUUGUACAAAUUUAAAAACAUUGGAAAUCAUUGGUAAACCAAGCAUGUUGCAAUAUAAUGGUAUAUCACAUAUAUCUUCAAUAAAUAAUCUUACAAAUCUGAAAAUAAGUACAAAUUGGUUUAUUGGCAAUUCGAUUCUUCGUAAACUAAGCUUGAAUUGUCAACAGCUUAGUUAUCUAGAUCUUAGUGAUAUUUCAGGACAUUUUAUUAGAGAUUAUACCUUGCAAGCUAUUGAAAAUUUUGUAAAUCUAGAAGUAUUAAUUACACGUGAUUUGUACCAAGUAACGAGUAAUGGUCUAUCAUACGUAUGCAAUCUAAAACAAUUAACAUGUCAGGAAUGCAAUUUUUUUGAUGUGACAAUAUCUAAUCUUCUUCAUCAUUCAUCACAAAUGGAAGUAUUAGACUUAUCUGGAUGUUACAAUAUAACAAACACUACAUUAAGAAAUGCAGUAGCAGCAACAAACUGUAGAACUAACAAUAUCAUUCUAAAUCUGUGUAUUGGAGGAACUGCAGUGGAUCCUGAAGCAUUUAAAGAUGAAUCUCCGUUUUUAAGAAUCAUUAAUAAAGAUUUGCGUUACAAACAAAUAUUUCCUUUACAUCCAAGAUCACUCAUUGUAUAAAGAUAGAUAUUUCUCAUCAUAUAAAUACACAAUUUACUGUAAUUUUAGAAAAUAAUUUAAAUAUAUUCAGUGUUAAUUCCUUAUCA